CUCAUUUGUUUGCUGAGGCUUAUGGUACAGAAGAAAUGGAAGAGCAAAGCCAAAUCCUGAUGCCCAGAGUAAAGUUGGGAUUUCAAGGAUUAGAGGUAUCCAAACUAGGUUUUGGGUGCAUGGGUCUCUCUGGAAGGUUUAAUUCUCCUGUUUCUGAAGAAGAUGGCAUAUCAAUCAUUAAGGAAGCUUUUAACAAAGGCAUCACCUUUUUUGACACUUCCGAUAUAUAUGGACCUCACACUAAUGAAAUUUUGGUUGGCAAGGCAUUGAAGCAACUUCCACGAGAGAAGGUUCAAUUGGCCACAAAGUUUGGAGUUGUAGGGCUUAUUGAAGGAGGUGGAGGUGGUCCUAUUGUAAAUGGUAAGCCAGAGUAUGUGAGGGCUUGCUUGGAAGGAAGUCUUAAGCGACUUGGGUUGGAUUACAUUGAUUUGUAUUAUCAACACAAGGUUGAUCAAACUGUGUCUAUUGAAGAAACAGUUGGGGAAUUAAAGAAGUUAGUUGAGGAGGGUAAGGUAAAGUAUGUUGGGCUAUCAGAAGCAAGCGCUAAUACAAUCAGGCGAGCUCAUGCUAUUCACCCAAUUAGUGCAUUACAAAUAGAAUGGUCGCUUUGGACUAGAGAUAUCGAGGAUGAGAUAAUACCACUUUGCAGAGAGCUUGGGAUUGGAAUAGUUCCAUAUAGUCCUAUUGGUCGUGGCUUUUUUGGUGGUAAAGCAGUUCUUGAAAGCAUACCUAAAAAUAGUGCACUGGUCUCACAUCCAAGAUUCAGUGAAGAAAAUCUAGUGAAAAAUAAAAUACUAUUCUUCAGGUUAGAGAAAUUAGCUGCAAAACACCAAUGCACAACUACACAGUUAGCUUUGGCUUGGCUACUUCAUCAAGGAAAUGAUGUUGUUCCAAUCCCAGGUACAACAAAGAGCACAAAUCUUAAAAAUAAUAUAGGCUCUAUAAAUGUGAAACUAACAAAAGAUGACUUGGAAGAACUCUCAAAUGCUUUCUCUACUCAAGAUGUUGCUGGUUCAAGCACUUGGGGUUACAUGGAAUCCGUAUCAUGGAAGUAUGCAAACACUCCUGCAAAAGUCAAAGAUGCAUAAAAUUUAUCUUUGUCAUUAACAAUGCUCCAUAUUUUUAGUUUCUCAUCUAGAAGUUAGGUGCAUUGUAUGAGAUAUAAAAAGAUGAUGAUAAAAUAUCACCUUAUGAGUGUUUUAACUCGUCUUAAGUCUACUUAACAGAUUAUGUUAUCAAUGUAAUCUUCUAC
Messenger RNA from Phalaenopsis equestris, 1252 nucleotides. Its product is annotated as perakine reductase-like. Gene Ontology annotation, cellular component: cytoplasm. Lineage: Eukaryota; Viridiplantae; Streptophyta; Magnoliopsida; Asparagales; Orchidaceae. The record is from RefSeq and is a predicted model, not a curated record.